This is a messenger RNA of Lecanosticta acicola, 345 nucleotides long. Lineage: Eukaryota; Fungi; Ascomycota; Dothideomycetes; Mycosphaerellales; Mycosphaerellaceae. The record is from the annotation of a GenBank genome assembly.
AUGUCCGACUCCAACAACCCAACCCUGAUCGGCGGGCACGCCCAAUACGUCAAAGGCCAAGCAGAGGUAAUCAAACAAAACAGAGUCCGAAGGAAACAGAUCUCCCUCUCGCUAAUGUAUGGUAUUGAAAUCGAACAGGCGACCGUCGGCAGCGUCACUGGCUCCGCCGAAUGGCAACAGAGCGGCGAGCACGACAAGAAAGCGGGUGUCGACGCCAUGAAAGCCGCCAGCGCCAACCGAGACCCCAACGCCACUGGAUUUGGAAAGGCAGAAGAGCUGGCGGGAAAGGCAGUGGGAUGCGAGGGCAUGGAGGAAGAGGGAAAGCAGAGUAAGACGGAACAGUAG